Phascolarctos cinereus (koala) is the source of this 4442-nucleotide messenger RNA. It is a transcript of the gene MIDN, whose product is annotated as midnolin. Gene Ontology annotation, cellular component: nucleus. The record is from RefSeq and is a predicted model, not a curated record. Gene Ontology annotation, molecular function: protein binding. NCBI's taxonomy places the organism in Eukaryota, Metazoa, Chordata, Mammalia, Diprotodontia, Phascolarctidae.
CCAAACAGGCCACAGUCACUGGGCAGCCGGCUAACCCUCGGCCUCCUCCUCCCACUCUUCCUGGAUUCUAGAUUCCCGUACCUUGACUCGUACUUCGAGGGCAGAUUUUGUGGAUUAUUCGGGAGGGCUUUUGAUUUUUAAAAAUUUUGCGGGAUUCGGGAGUGGAGCUCCGGUUUUGAUCGAGCUCCGAGCGGCGGCGGGAAGCAGCCGCAGCAGCAUCUGCGAGCGGCCGCGGCUGCUGUUGCUAGGUUCGGCUGGAGGCAGAGAAAGAGAGAGAGAAAGAGGGGGGCGGGGAGAAGGGGAGAGGAGGCCAGAGAAAGCAGGCGGCUGUGAACCUCUUUUCCCCUCCCUCCGCCUGCUCUCCCCCCCACCCCCGCGCCCGGGCUCUCCAGCCUCCAGCUCCCGGGCAGUGGCCCUUUAAACGCUCCGCCCUCCGGUCGGGAGGCCGCGUCCUCGGCUAGAGCCUUGAAAGGUGCCGCUCUUUUCCGCCGUCUCCUUUUCCCGCGAAGGGGUUCGGUUCUUGCCAACUCCGGACUGUUGUUGCUGGGUUAGCCGGUAGGCGAGCCGGCCGAGCGCCACUGAGGACCUGGCGGCGGCUGGGUCGGGGAAAGAACAAGCAAGGGCCCAGCCAGGACGCAGGGACCCUAUCGGCCACUUCUGUCCGCUUCGCUUCUCGCCUGGCUGGGCUACAUCCUGGGUCCGCCGAUGGAGCCGCAGCCCAGCGCCCGGAGCUGCCGGCGCGGAGCCGCCCCCGCUGCCCCUUGCGAGCUGUUGGCGGCCGAACCUCCAAUGAAUCUGUGCAUCAACACGACCACGGGCGCUCGCUAUGAGCUCUCGGUGCCCGGCGAGGAGACGGUGGAAGGGCUCCGGAGGCGCCUGUCUCAGCGCCUGAAGGUGCCCAAGGAGCGCCUGGCGCUGCUCUACAAGGAGACACGCCUCAGUUCUGGGAAGCUACAGGAUCUGGGUGUGGGCGAUGGCAGCAAGGUGACGCUCGUCCCCACUGUGGAAGCCGGCCUCAUGUCCCAGGCCUCUCGGCCCGAGCAGUCCGUAAUGCAGGCACUUGAGAGCUUAACCGAAACUCAGGUCAGCGACUUCCUCUCGGGCCGCUCCCCGCUCACCUUGGCCCUCCGAGUAGGUGACCACAUGAUGUUUGUGCAGCUACAACUGGCUGCCCAGCAGGCAGCUGCAGGUGCCCAGCUCCAGCAUCGCCAACACCUCGUGGCAGGGCGCGGGGACCCAGGGGCCACAACCAGCAACCCUUCUCCCUGCCGAUCAUCUAGCCUCGCUGCUGCUGCUGCCACCGCCCGCGUCCCCGUGCCUGCCUGCCCACCCAGCCCCUCCUCAACCUCCAGCACGCCCGCCUACUUCAGCCCUGCCCACUCCUCGCCCGUCACGUCCGGCGUGUUCCGGUCCCAUGGCGCCAGCACCCAAACGGUUAACAGUGGCACAGUUUCCUCCUGUUCUGAGGUGGAUUGUGCCUCUCAUAGCAGCAGCACCAGCCCCUCCUCCGCCACCACCACCCUGUCCUCCCCACCCAGCAGUAGCCCAGCCCCAAGCACGCGCUCCCGGAAACCUGGCGCCGUCAUUGAGAGCUUCGUGAACCAUGCUCCAGGAGUCUUCUCAGGGACCUUCUCUGGCACGUUGCAUCCAAACUGCCAGGACAGCAGCGGCCGCCCUCGGCGGGACAUCGGCACCAUCCUGCAGAUUCUCAAUGACCUCCUGAGUGCCACGAGGCACUACCAGGGCAUGCCCCAGUCCCUGGCCCAGCUUCGAUGCCAGACCCAGUGCUCGCCCUCCCCCGAGCUCACCACCAAAGCUACCUCUUGCGAGAAGCUGACGUCCCCGCUGCACUCCGUGGUCCAGAGCCAGAUCCGCAUGUGCAAGCCCAGUGGGGAUCGCCUGCGGCAGACGGAGAACCGGGCCACUCGGUGUAAGGUGGAACGUCUGCAGCUGCUCUUGCAGCAGAAGCGCCUUCGGCGGAAGGCCCGGCGGGAUGCCCGAGGCCCCUACCACUGGCUCUCGGGCCGCAAGGCAGGCCGGGCAACCAGCAGCAGCAGCAGCGGCAGCAGCAGUGGGGCCAGUGAUGCUGGUGGCUUAGACCUCGAUUUUGAGGACUCGCUCUGGAAGCCUGAGGUCAAGGCAGACCUCAAGUCAGAGUUCGUGGUGGCCUAGGGUCUGCCCCAGCGGCAUUCCCCUCCCGGCCCCAGAUCCAGACGGAGGGCUGGCUCUGUCUGCCUGUCCCCCCCCCAUCUUUGCCCCUGGCCCCCAGUAGUGUCCCCUUAAUUUCUCAGGGGCGGGGGGGUGGGGAUGGCAGGCCAGAGGGCCAAGGGUUGUCUCCCUCAGUCUGAGGCUCAGUCUCAGCAUCCCAGCCUCACCCCUGUAUCCCCAACAGACUGUGGCUGGUCCUCCUGGCUGGCCUCCUCCCUCUCUUCCCUCUUUUCCCCUUUUUCCCCUCUGCCAGAAUCCCACCAGGGGCCACCCCUGUACCCAGGGAAACCCAGCCCCCCUGCCCUGGGGCUGUCCCUUCCCCUCUCUUCCUCCCUCCACAUAUGUAGCAUUGUGCCAGAUGGUUUGAGUGAGCUAAACAGACUCCACCAGCAGCCCACCCCCACCCUUCACCCCUUCAGGUCUAAGUAGACAAUACCUAAUUGAACAGACUCAUAGUGCACUUUACAGAUUUGGGGAGGGGGUGGGAGGAUGCUUUCUCCCCAGAGCUCCAGCCUCCACUCCAGGCCAGUGCAGCAGCCAGGCCCCACACUGGCCAGAGCAGCUGGCAUCCCCCUAGUUUGGGUUAUUUCUGGCUCCCCAGGGGUCCUGUUGCCGUGUGGUUGGGAUUUUUGGUUGGUUUUGGUUUUUUAAGGCCUUUGCUGGAGAUUUUGGCCUUGGGACUGACUCCCUCCUGGGGGAGGUUUUUUUAGUUCUCUCUACCCCAUCCCCUUCAUACCUCCUCCUCCUCCAGGGUACUGCCCACUUGGAGUGGGCGGGGCAGAACAGGCCAGCCUGCCUGGGAGUUGGGUCUUCCUUCCCACUCCUCCCAGAGGGAGAGGACAAGAAUGAAGGCCAGAGGUGUCUCUUCUCCGCCCACCUCGGCCUUUCUCCCAUGCACCACCUGCCCUGAACCUUCAUCUCCCUGCCCUGCCUCCUCUUCCCCUCUCUGUUUUCUGACCCCCCUGCCUGGGCUGGGGUAUUUAUAGAGUAAAUUGACUGUCUGACUGAGCCAGUUUCAGAUCUGAGCCUCUCUCCUCAGGCCCUGGGAGAGAAGGGAGUGGGGAGGAAGGAGUGCUCUAUCCCCUUCUCUUGCUCGCCUGAUCUGUGUGUUGUGGGGAGCUUGCUAUUUGCCCCUCCCCCCGGGGGGGUAGGAGGACCAGCUGCCCACAGGAGGAGGUGGCCUGGGGAGACACCCCCCCCCAACCCAAGUGGGGGAGGGGCAUGGCCUUGUAGCAUUAACCCCAUUUGGGGGAGGGGACAGGCCCCUCCUGGCCUUGCCCCACCUUUGCCCCCCACCCUCUGUUUCUUCCCAGCCUGGCCAGCCCCUGAGGGCCCACUCAGAGCCCUCUCCCUCUUGAGCUCGCUGCUGCCGCCCUAGUGGCCACAUCCCCUGCUGGGGGAGAAAUAGAUGCCAGGGCUGGGGGCACGGGGGUGGGGUGGGAGACUUCUCUUCCCCCUAAUCUCCCUCCCCACGGGGCCAUUUCAAUGGAUUUUAUUUUAUUAAAUUACUUGUUUCUUUUUUACGGAGAUGGACUGAGCUGUCUGGGCCCUGCCCCCUUCUGUCCUUCCCUCCAUACCCUGCCUCCCCAUUCUACCAUCUGUGUCCCACCCCUCCCUCCAUCCUCCCAUCAGUAGGGAAAGCCAGGACCUCACUGAUCAUUCCCCGCCACCUUCCUCCCAGCCUAGAGACCCCUUCCCUUCCCUUGGUCUUGUGACGACACCUCGUGUCCAGAUGUGAGCAUCCGUGUGUCCCUCUGUAGCUUUGUAAUUAUUUUUUGGGGGUGGGGGUGGGGGGAGGCUCGAGGCUUAAGGCUUAACAUUUUUCCAAAGGGAGAAAAAAGUCAAAACUCGAGCUUUGUGGGGUGUUUUUUUUUCUUUUUUUAAGAUUUGGAUUUCUAUUUAAAUGUCCGUUUGUUUUAUUUUGUUUUUGUUUGAAUUCCUUUGAUGCCUGCUUCACAGACCUCCCCUGUCCUGGCAAGGCGUACCUGGAGGGGGGAAUGGGAGUGGGCACACACCAUGCCACCAGUCUCUUGCCCAUGAGGGCUAGGGACUCACGUGCAGAGCAUUAUUUCCCAGUGUUCCCUGGUGGGCUUGGGCACAGCCUUUGGCCCCCCACCAUCCUCCCCUCUCCCCUGCACUCCCUUUGUCCAUGUUACCUGUGUGAGAACCAGACAGUAAGAGGAGAAAACCGCCCACCAUGAUUUUAAAAUAAUAAACAGACCGUGAAACACAAA